Molecule: messenger RNA, 931 nt
Organism: Aspergillus homomorphus CBS 101889
Lineage: Eukaryota; Fungi; Ascomycota; Eurotiomycetes; Eurotiales; Aspergillaceae
Exons: 1
Coding region: 192-722 (176 amino acids)
Source: RefSeq, a predicted model, not a curated record
CCCCGAGUACGAGAGCUGGGUGGAGUCCAGGAACGGCCGGCUGCGAAUCCUCCGACGACCACAAGAUCCUCCAGCUACCAGGAUCUAUCUUCCACCUGGGUAUGUGAUCCAAGGUGUUCGCGAAGCAGAAGACUCGUUCAGCCACACCUCGGUCCAAGAACAAGGUAUACCCUCAUUCCCUUGCGAUUUCAAUGGAGAGUGACGUGCGAGACAUAGACACCCGAGCCGCGUCUUACCCUGCUGAAAUAAAGACCAAAGCCCGGAUCGCAUUGACCAAUAAUCCGCAGCCAAUGGAACGCCAUCAGGUGGUUGCGCCACAAUGCCAAGCAGACUAUAACCCUCGAGCGCCGCAAAUUCUGACCCUCGAGAGACUGCCUAGUGGGCUAUAUAAAUUGCGCAAGUCCUCACAUUCCACAAACGCGAGCAUUGGAGAGGACCGAGCUCAUCGGACCAAAAGCACCCCCACAGCGCUGCCUUCUAGUCGGGGUCCAGGCACCUGGGAAAUGGACCCCAAGGAUGGGGAUAUUGUCGUGAGCAGUUCAUCACAUCGCAGACAGCCGAGCAGCAGGAAGAGCAGCAAUGGAGCUGGGCGCGGUACUCCUGUGCAAUCUCCAUGCAGAGUCCAUUCCUGUGGAACUGGACCCUACGACAAUGUCCAAGACAACGCCAGUUUGAACCGUAAGGCGUCAAGUUGGUUGUUGCAGGAUGAUGAAUACUGGUGACAAGAAAUCUGUUACCAGAAUCAUCGUCUGCACCUGCCCUGGCGAAAGCCUCCACCAGAUCGUCAAUAUGUCGUGAGUAUCCGAGUAUUUCGUGGAAAAAAAAACGCCGAGUUGACGAAGUCUCGAUGAAUUUUCAUGCAAUGUAUGAUUUGAUGAUUGACCUUGUCGUGUUUUUAUUUAUUGUGCUUGCGUUUCUUCUGUUUCUUCUC